CUUGGAGUGUUCUUGUAGUGAAAGUCUCGGUGGACAGACAAACAAGUGACAACAUCAUUGAACAGCUAGGAUAUCUGUAGCAAAUUUGCGCUUCGUAUAGCUAUUCUUACUUGCUCUCCACCUACUGAUUGAAUACUUAAAAAAAAAUACAUUAAAACCGACUUUAACGUUGACGCUUUUCAUAGAAAUCUCCACUCCCAGAAGUUAAGGAUUUAAAGCCACUGUCAUCGUCUGCUCUUGAUAUCAAGUUUUUAACAGAUCAGGAAACGAAGCCAGGUGAUCUGACUGAACACAGAAAAGGUGUAUCGCACAAACUAUCGGUGAAGAAGACAUGACGGAUCUUCUGGUUCCCGAGCGCGAGAUAGACGUAGAGAGUCUGGAAACAGAAAGUGAUGACCAGGCAGAAUUUGGUGUAGGUCUGUCCGGAGCUGGAGACGACGAACCUGGAUGCAAGCACCACGAGAGGUCGGAUCAGUACUCCCAGGGAUCGGGAGAUCAGAGAAAGCUCAGCCGAACCCCGAAGUGUGCCCGCUGCAGGAAUCACGGAGUGGUUUCGUGCCUUAAAGGGCAUAAGCGGUUCUGUAGAUGGAGGGAUUGUCAGUGUGCCAACUGUCUGCUGGUGGUGGAGAGGCAGAGAGUGAUGGCAGCUCAGGUGGCACUCAGGAGGCAGCAGGCGACAGAGGUGAGCGUCUGGGUGCAUCAACACGAGUCUUUAUCUGGGACUGGCUACAUGGUUAUCUAUACUUGUUACCGUCCAGUACAGACAGACCACUGUCUUGGAGGAAAUACAUCUCUUCCUCCCCCUCUCAGUGACAGAAUGAGGAAGAGGAGGGCUUUUGCAGACAAGGAGCUCGAGACCAUCAUGUUGGAGAGAGAGUACAAAGAGCGGGAUGUGCUGGAGUCCACUCAGGCUGCCGCUGCUUCUCUGUUUAUGCCCACUGGUAUGGUCCGUGCAGCUGAAUACAACUCCUAUAAGACUGCCUUCUCUGCUGGCCAAGUGGAGGCACCAGCCAAGGAGGUCUACAACUUUCUACCGACUUGCCUCGACCUGUCAAUGCAGUACACUGGAUCUGGAAACAUGGAACUGAUUUCCUCAAACGUCAGCGUGGCUGCCACUUACAGACAGUAUCCCCUUUCGCCACGGUUCAUGGUGUGGCCGAAGUGUAGCAACAUCAACGAUGCUCUUCUUUACCAGCAGUGCCUUCUGAAUGCGUCGGCAGUCCAGAAUAUUAAACCAGGUGCAACUUGGGAUCCAAAAAUCAUGCCGGUGACAGACAACUAUUCUCCAGAUCAGGAAUUGGCGUCUGCGAAAUUAGAAAGCUCACGCGUUGUCCAUGAAGCCUCCGAUCUUCAACAAGCCCAGGCAGAAACUCAGUGCACCUCUCAAGGGCCCCGGGAGAGAUCAGCCUUUUCUCCACCCAAGAGAAGUUUUGCUCAGACAUUUACCAACAGCUCCUCACCUCCUAAUCAAGAGCAUACCUCGAACAGGCACAGUAAGGACAGUGCCAAGCAUGCCGUCUCGAUGAAAUUAAACUCAUUCCACUCACUGAUCCAGCAGACGCUCGGUGAGAAGUCGGCCCCUGAUCUGAAAGCGCCAUACUGCAAGGAGCUUUUUGAGGAGGCUGCCAGAAAAUACAGAGAGUGUGCACUCAAAGAAAACCAGAGCCUUAGACUAAUGGACAGUUAUGCAAAAGACUUACUGAUAUCCAAGCAAGUUGGGACAAAGCUUUCAUCCAACGAGUCUUUAUCAUUUUCUGUUGAGUCUAUUCUUAAAAGGCCUUCACCCACACUAAAUCGUGCAUCUCAUUAAAUUUUGAUGUGUUUGGUCCUUACAAUUUUCAUUUUUACUCCUGUUGUAUAUAAAUUCUUAUCUUUAUAAAUAUAUAGCUGUACAUCAGUUUGAAAAAUGUUUGCUACUUCAAAUAUAAUUUAUUGGAUUUUGUUUUCAUGUAAAAAUAAAAAAGCAAAAAAUACAAAAUGU
This is a messenger RNA of Polyodon spathula (Mississippi paddlefish), 1981 nucleotides long. RefSeq names its product doublesex- and mab-3-related transcription factor 2-like. The coding region runs from base 332 to 1810 and encodes 492 amino acids. Lineage: Eukaryota; Metazoa; Chordata; Actinopteri; Acipenseriformes; Polyodontidae. Gene Ontology annotation, cellular component: nucleus. The transcript is spliced from 4 exons. Gene Ontology annotation, biological process: regulation of transcription by RNA polymerase II; sex differentiation. The record is from RefSeq and is a predicted model, not a curated record. Gene Ontology annotation, molecular function: DNA-binding transcription factor activity, RNA polymerase II-specific; RNA polymerase II cis-regulatory region sequence-specific DNA binding.